Molecule: messenger RNA, 2497 nt
Organism: Diceros bicornis minor
Lineage: Eukaryota; Metazoa; Chordata; Mammalia; Perissodactyla; Rhinocerotidae
Product: F-box/LRR-repeat protein 21
Exons: 7
Coding region: 662-1966 (434 amino acids)
Biological process (GO): G2/M transition of mitotic cell cycle; regulation of cell cycle; SCF-dependent proteasomal ubiquitin-dependent protein catabolic process
Cellular component (GO): nucleus; cytosol; SCF ubiquitin ligase complex
Molecular function (GO): protein binding
Source: RefSeq, a predicted model, not a curated record
GGCGCCUGAGCGCAGGUCCCGCCGUCGCAGCCCGGCCUGCGAACGCCGGGGUACGCGCAGAAACACACGCGGGUGUAUGUUUAAAGGUAGCAGUGCCUUCUGGGGGUCGCGGUGGUCUUCGCGGAGCGCGCCUCAGCUAGCUUCCAGGGAGCGGCGGGCUGGAGCCCGUCCUGCCUCGGGCGGGUGGUGACUUGUGGGCGGGGAGGCGCCCGCGGUCAAGGCGCUCUCUCCGGAAACGAGGAGGCGUGACCUGGCAUCCUCAGCCGGCCGCCCGAGGCGGAGUGGGGGACCCCUGAGGAGCGCGCCCACCCUCGCCUUGGAUUUGCCCCAGGUCGGGCCGCCUGUCUGGUGUCACAGCCUCGCGUCUUUCGUGUCUUGCCCUGUUGGCUUUUCCGCAGGGCCCAGCGCGGGACGCAGGCUCCCUGAAUUCGGUCAUUUUCUUCGUCUUGGAGGCCCUCACAAUUCCAGAAGGUGACUCUGAAACAGCAGUCAAGUUCCUUCAGCAACGAGGGAAGUAAUUCAUCUGAUCCUGAAGACUCCUAUGAACUUAUCUGCAAUAGCUAGGAAGUGAAAUCACGUGGAUGUUGGUGAGUCCCCCAUGGUAGCAGUUACUUCAUUUUGGUGGUUCAGAGUGAACUAGAACUUGGAAGCUUUCUUUAGAAUGAAGAGGAACAGUUUAUCUGUUGUGAAUAAAAUUGUCCAAUCGUCACCAGCAGUGAAACAGCCAAAACUUGGGUUCUACUCCUCUCUCAACCAAACUCAUAUGUACACUGUUCUUCUAGACUGGGGGAGUUUGCCUCACCAUGUAGUAUUACGCAUUUUUCAGUAUCUUCCUUUAAUAGAUCGGGCCCAGGCAUCUUCUGUAUGUAGGAGGUGGAAUGAAGUUUUUCAUAUUCCUGACCUUUGGAGAAAGCUUGAAUUUGAACUGAACCAGUCAGCUACUUCAUAUUUUAAGUUCACUCAUCCUGACCUCAUUCAGCAGAUCAUUAAAAAGCAUGCUGCCCAUCUCCAGUAUGUCAGCUUUAAGGUUGAUAGCAGUACUGAAUCAGCAGAAGCUGCCUGUGAUAUACUUUCUCAGCUGGUAAAUUGUUCUAUCCAGACUUUGGGCUUGAUUUCAACGGCCAACCCAAGUUUUAUGAAUGUGUCAAAGUCUCAUUUUGUGUCAGCACUUACAGUUGUUUUUGUCAACUCAAAAUCAUUGUCGUCAAUCAAAAUUGAAGACACACCGGUGGAUGAUCCUUCAUUGAAGAUUCUGGUGGCCAAUAAUAGUGAUACUCUAAGACUCCUAAAAAUGAGUAGCUGUCCUUAUGUCUCAUCUGAUGGAAUCCUUUGUGUAGCUGAUCAUUGUCAAGGCCUUAGAGAACUGGCAUUGAAUUAUUACAUUCUAAGUGAUGAACUUCUCCUGGCCCUUUCAAGUGAGACUCAUGUUAACCUUGAACAUCUUCGAAUUGAUGUUGUGAGUGAAAAUCCUGGAAAAAUUAAAUUUCAUUCUAUUAAAAAACAAAGUUGGGAUGCACUUAUUAAACACUCCCCUGGAGUUAAUGUUGUUAUGUACUUCUUUUUAUAUGAAGAGGAAUUUGAGACAUUCUUCAAAGAAGAAUCCCCUGUUACUCACCUUUAUUUUGGUCAGUCAGUAAGCAAAGCAAUUCUAGGAAGGGUAGGUCUUAACUGCCCACGACUAAUUGAGUUAGUGGUAUGUGCUAAUGGUCUUCAGACUCUUGAUAACGAACUUAUUUGUAUUGCUGAACACUGUAAAAACUUAACAGCCUUGGGCCUCAGUGAAUGUGAAGUUAGCUGCAGUGCGUUCAUUGAGUUUGUGAGACUGUAUGGGAGAAAGCUAACUCAGCUCUCUGUGAUGGAGGAAGUUCUGAUUCCAGAUGAUGAUUAUAGCCUAGAUAAAGUUCACACUGAAGUCUCCAAAUACUUGGGAAGAACGUGGUUUCCUGAUGUCAUGCCUCUCUGGUAAUUGGCUACCAAAGAUUCUUAACUAUUUUUUUAAGUCAAUAAGAUUAGCUUCUUUCUGUCUAUGCAAAUAUAAAUUUUAAGAUGUAUUGCUGAAAUAUUUUAGGUAAAAUAUUUUAUUGUUUGCAAACUGUCUUAACAGAUUGCAGCAGAAACAUUUGAAAAAAUAGGAGAAGUUUGAAAAGCCAGAAAUCUCUGUAAAUAAGGCACAGACACUGUAUUGUGGAUUAGAUAGUUGAUAUGCUAAAGACUACAGGUGGUUUCUAGAAAAGUUCCUCAGCCUUCCUUGAAGGCAUAUUUUAGUUUGCUUAAUAAAUUAAUAAUAUUGAGCUUUGGAUCCCUUAAAUUAUGUCAUUUACAACUUUAUAUUGUUUGAAUUGUUUUUGUUUCAUCUUAGUAUUAAUAUAUUUUACAAAAUAUUAGUAUUAAAAACCAGUAAAAUUAAAGUAUAGAUAUAGAGGUUGGCUUCAUCGUACUUCAUUUUUAGCACUGUAUAAGAUCGUAUUAUGAUUCAAUAAACAACUUCUAAUUUCCA